GUGCCUGGCAGACACGACCAAACAUGCACUUCCUAAUCGUUCCUCACCCACGACGCGCCAGACGAUACUGGACGCCAAUAUGAGUCACUCGUCCAGAGAAUCUCUGGUUUACGAUCCUGAUCAAGAUGCAGAAGAAAAACGCGCCGUCCGCAAGGACUACAGAUCUCUUACAAGAAAUAUGGAAGAGUAUCAGUCUAACCUUGCCAGCCUGAGUAUAGAACAGAUUGAGAAGGACGUCGGCAAGGCAGACAAGUUGUUCGACAAAGUGAAGGGCCCUCAGGAAGCUACUCUUGAUUCCGCUUUCUUGCUGAUGGCCUCAAAUCUGGGAGCCCAGAAAGCACGAGCUAUGAAGUCCGGAGCAGGAGCCUUCGAUGUCGACGAAUUUGUUUCAAAACUCAUCACCUUCAUGGGUGGGCGCAAGUUCGGAGAUCAGAUUCCAGACGACGAUUCUGAGAUGGACGCGGCGGAGGAUGAUCCCGACAGUGUUCUCGAUUGGGAUAGGAUUGGCCGAAAAGCCCUCGCGAAGAGUUGCAGGGUUCCUGCCCUUAGUUUUAUGCUUGGGCCACUUUCUAUCGAGGCCAAAAAGCGGGCGCCUGUCAGGCGCGCCAGAUUGGAAAAGAAUAAAGAAGAACAACGGAAGCCCCAGGAACUGAAGGAAGAAGAUAUUGCGCGAUCUGAGAAUGAGACAACCAAAAAUGUGGCACUUUUGGAAGCUCUGUUGGGCGAAGUCAGCCCUAUCAACUUAUUCCGAUUCGUCAUCAAUCCCCAUGACUUCGCCCAGUCGGUGGAAAAUAUAUUUCACCUAUCAUUUUUGAUUCGGGAUGGCAAAGUCGCACUGGAUACGGAGGCUGACGGUGAACCCAUAAUUUACUUGUGUGCGCAACCUUCCGAUGAGGACUAUGAGAAUGGCUUGCGAAAACAUCAAAUUGUAUUAGAAUUCGACGAGGCCACAUGGAAGCGAGCAAUAGGUGUUUUUGAUAUAAAGGAGCCCACGAUUCCUCAGAGACCUGCUGCUCGGACACGACUUGGAGAUAAGUGGUAUGGUUGAUCGUCGCCGCGUGCCGCCUUCACUUAUGUAUAUAGGCUCAUUCACGACUAAUUUUCCUAUCUUAUAUUUACUAUCCUAUGCAGUGGGCGGUACCUUGUACAAUUAAUAGAUUUAUUUUCGACCGAGGGAGAUGCCGGUUAAGUAGACGUCAUACUGUCUUUAUCGGCAGAUGACUGAUCGUAUUGAUUUUUGUACU
Molecule: messenger RNA, 1244 nt
Organism: Desarmillaria tabescens
Lineage: Eukaryota; Fungi; Basidiomycota; Agaricomycetes; Agaricales; Physalacriaceae
Product: Nse4 C-terminal-domain-containing protein
Exons: 8
Coding region: 80-1048 (322 amino acids)
Biological process (GO): DNA repair
Cellular component (GO): nucleus; Smc5-Smc6 complex
Source: RefSeq, a predicted model, not a curated record